AUGGAUGUUACAACAUCAGAUGAUCCGUCGUCAAGGGGCAAUACCCCAGGGGAGACACCUCAAGACCCGGCCUUUGCUUGUCAGACGCCAGCGUUAACAGACUCGUCCUCUGACUUCGACCUGCUCUCAAUUUCCGACCUGUCCGUCAGUGCGUCGCUGGAUCGACGGAAUCCAACGGUCCAAGAGCUCGAGUCCGCCGUUACUUCACGCCGCACCCAGAAGAGGAGGGAGGGACAAGGAAGCGGAAACGCGGGCGAAGAAGACGGAGACGAACCCCCACCGGGCCCUCACCGACGCAAACGAGCCAAGCGCCGCGAUCCCAAUAACCCCCCGGAGAAAAUCCUUGCCUGUCCCUUCUGGAAAGCCGACCCAGUCCUCCACCGCGACUGCUUCUCUAAGAUUCUGACGCGCAUCCGCGACGUCAAGCAGCACCUCGCGCGCAAGCAGAGCCCCAAGUUCUACUGCGAGCGCUGCUCUACCAUCUUCGAGGACGACGAGCAGCGCCGGCAACACGUCGAGGACCCGGCGGGCCUGUUUUGCACCCCUUCGCCGCACCUCGCCGGCCUCACGCACCGGCAGCAGGCGCUGCUGACGCGCAAGUCGAACCCCAAGCUCACCGAGGAGGGCCAGUGGUUCGCCGUGUGGGACAUCGUCUUCCCCGGGCGGCCGCGGCCGCGCUCGGCGUACCUGGAUGCGCGCCACGCCGCGGAGCUGUGGGCGUUCUGCGAGUACUGCCGGGCGCAGGGCCCCGCCGUGCUGGACGAGCAGCUGCGGGUGAUGGUUAACGCGGGCGCGUGGACCGGCCCGGAAGCGCUGGCCGGGGAGGAGCGGCGGGAGAUCCUGGAGUGGGCGCUGGAUCAAGGGCUGGAGUUCUUGUUUGGCGAGUGGAGCCGCUCGUGGGUGGCGGAAACGGGGAAGAGCUCGGCGCCGCUGGCGGACUCGGGCGGGGCAGACGGUGGUGUUGGCCCGGGGGCUCAGCAACCGCGCGGUGGUUCCCCGCCAGGUAUUGGAGGGUCCGGGAGUGGAGAGAGUGUGGAAGAGGGGUCGGCUGGGCUAGAAGAGGUGAUGGAGCACAGCGAGGAACGUAUCCGGGGGCCGAGCCCGGGCAGCAUGGCAGGCUCCGCGGCGGUUGACUCUGACGCUGUUCCAGAUUUGGACUUUUCCGGCUGGCUGUGGGAUAAUAUACCACGGACUGACACUAGUCAAGGUGAAGGGGAACUUAUUGACUUGCGUGCUGGAUUGUAG
Molecule: messenger RNA, 1245 nt
Organism: Thermothielavioides terrestris NRRL 8126
Lineage: Eukaryota; Fungi; Ascomycota; Sordariomycetes; Sordariales; Chaetomiaceae
Exons: 2
Coding region: 1-1245 (414 amino acids)
Source: RefSeq, a predicted model, not a curated record